Molecule: messenger RNA, 2415 nt
Organism: Anguilla rostrata (American eel)
Lineage: Eukaryota; Metazoa; Chordata; Actinopteri; Anguilliformes; Anguillidae
Gene: tssc4
Product: tumor suppressing subtransferable candidate 4
Exons: 4
Coding region: 487-1443 (318 amino acids)
Source: RefSeq, a predicted model, not a curated record
GGCUAUAUGAUAUCGUUGGGAUCUGAUGUAAAUUACCUUAUUUAGCUAGCUAACGUUAGCCGAAUAGCUUUCAACUGGCCAACUUUAUUCAGCUUGUUAAAUCGGUUAUGGACACAUAACCUAUAUUUAAUUUAGUGUUUUAAAUACUGUUGUGGUUAGAGUUAGUUAGCUGGUAGAUGGCUACAGCUACCGUUAGUUAUCUGGUGACCAGUCCGUUUGGUGAGUGGGACCACAACACGAUGGAAGAAGGUGGUGCGGAUAUAAACUCCCACAAAUCUUCAAUAUUGCUUGAGCUUUGCAGCAUCUUGUCCAGCACAGAGAACCUGUGAGUCAUCCCCUACACAAGUGCAGGAAUUGGGGAUAUUGGUGGCCCUCACUGAUCCAGAAAGUGGGAAGCUGCUCCAGUCUCAGUCUAACGCACUUGACUCCUUAGGUGUGUGGAAGUCCCUUUUUUCUGCUGUUGAGCCAGACACUGACCUUUGAACCAUGUGCGACCAAGAAAAGCAGAGCAGCGCCGCCCUCGUGCUGGCUAACACUGACAGCGCAGAUCUGUCCGACACCAGCUCCCUGAGUGAGUCCGACCCCGAGGACUCCGCCACGCCCUUCGACGCCGAAGUGGAGAACUUGUCGUCCUCCUCCUCCUCCUCCGGAGAGGCGUCUCCGGACCGGGAUCCUCUGGGAGACCGCGUGGGUGUGGGCUCCGGCCCCGGCUCCCGCAAGCCCUCCUUCCAGCUGAAGGGGGGCAGCGCCGGCUUCUCGUCCCGCAGCCAGAGCAUCUUCGACUGCCUGGAGAGCGCCGCCAAGCUGGCCUCCCCGGGCCUGGGCGAGGACAACGUCAUCGACGGGACCUUCCUGCGCCCCAUGCCCCCGCCCUCCCACAGGAAGAGGGAGGAGAAGAGGGAGGCGGCGGCCGGCAAGCCCUCGUCCGCCGCGGGCGCUCCGGAAAGCCCCACCCGCUCGCCGCGCUGGACCAAGUACAGCCUGGAGGACGUGCCGGAGAUCAGCGACCAGAAGAACAGCCAGGUGGCCCUGGAGUACAUUCAGGGCCUGCAGCGGGAGAAGGGCUCGCUGGCCGUGGAGACCCAGGAGCCCUUCGUGCCCGCCUUCAACCAGGACCACACCAGCAGCGGCGACUCCAAAAUCCUCUUCUCCAGGCCCGGCCGCCGGGACGAGGGCCAGGCCGCCAAGGAUAAAGCGCCCGAGGGCUGCAGGCCCGAUGGAGGCAGGAAGCAGGAAGUGGGCCUCCUCCACCUGGAGGACCCCGAAGAGGAGCCGAAGCCCGCCGAGCCUUCCUCGGGACAGCGGAAGAGGAACAGUGUGUCGGUAGAGGAAGAGGAAGAUGACGGACAGCAGCCGUCUGCUGUCGGGUUCAACUGCAGCCGGAAGGUCAACCGCAAGAAGUUCCGCCGAGGAGGCGAAGAGGAGGAGGAGGAGGAAGACUGAAAGCACGAUGGCGUACUAAAGCAACGGUACAUGCAUGAACCCUGAAUUAUUCAGCAACUUCCGACAGUUUUCACACCCUGUGUUCUAUGAUCCCAUUAUCGCUUCCUGUUCCUAUCAGUUCCCAUGUGAAGAAGUAGGAUGCUGAAGUAUAUUAUUUUAUACUUGAGUACUGGAAGUAUAAUUAAAAUUUGUAUCAGGUAUGCUUAGUAUACUAUUUUUUCACAUGGGUUCGAAGUGCAUAAGGUUAGGCAUUGUCAUGGUUAGCCUCCUUGAAUUAAUUGUAUAGGGUUCAUUUUUUCCCCCUAUUGUGUUACAUAUGUAAAGCCUCACAGCAAUACCUAUAUACCUGUGAAGAAACAAAAUUAAAUGUAUACCGUUGUGUGCAGUGUAGAGUUGUCUGUUAGAAUCCGCCAUAUUAUUUUGAUGAUGUCGCAAUAGAAAUUUGAUAGAUGAAUUGGAAAAAUAUCGUGCCACAGUAAACAAUUAAAGUAAUUUUUUGUGUGUUCUUAAAGUUAAGCCCAAGGUACAUCAUGCGCAAAUUAUGUACAACAGACAGUAAAGACAUAAUAAUAAUGGUGGCUCCAAAGUAGUAUAAUCUUUGAAAGCACUUUGGUCAAUGACAGUGUGCUUAGCUUAAGUUUAAACCGCAGGUUUAAAUCUGUAAACCACAGAAUUGCAUUACAACUUGAAUGGCUCAUCCUUAUUUCACAGAUUUGGAUAGAUGUUCCAGUUGUAAUGCAGUUCUGUGGUUUAAACCCCAGCUAAGCACACUGUAAUUGAUCCCUUGUGUUAGUGAGGGGUGUGUAAUGUGGCCUGGAUGGAAUUCAGACAGCACCAGUGUGUCUCCCUGAAGCCGUUGGACGGUGCAGAAAUGGAACAGUAAUGUAUAUUUUGCCUGGGCUCUGCUGAAUCUCUCAUGUUUGACUGUUGAUUGGAUCACUCUUGUAUACUUAGAAAAAAGAAUUAGUACAA